This is a messenger RNA of Calidris pugnax (ruff), 1989 nucleotides long. RefSeq names its product syntaxin-7-like. Lineage: Eukaryota; Metazoa; Chordata; Aves; Charadriiformes; Scolopacidae. The annotation marks the transcript as partial. The transcript has 7 exons. Gene Ontology annotation, molecular function: SNARE binding; SNAP receptor activity. The record is from RefSeq and is a predicted model, not a curated record. Gene Ontology annotation, cellular component: endomembrane system; SNARE complex; synaptic vesicle. Gene Ontology annotation, biological process: vesicle-mediated transport; intracellular protein transport; vesicle fusion.
UCAACCACAAGCACAAGUGCAAGAUGAGGAAAUUACAGAGGAUGACCUCCGUCUCAUUGAGGAGAGGGAAUCUUCCAUUAGGCAGCUUGAGCGUCAAAGAAAAAUACAGAAAGACCGACUUGUGGGGGAGUUCACCACAGCACUAACAAACUUCCAACGACUCCAAAGGCAAGCUGCUGAGAAAGAAAAAGACUUUGUAGCCAGAGUAAGAGCCAGCUCAAGGGUAUCUGGUGGUGCUGCUGAAGAUGGCUACAAAGAAGGAACACUUGUCUCUUGGGACAGUCAACCACAAGCACAAGUGCAAGAUGAGGAAAUUACAGAGGAUGACCUCCGUCUCAUUGAGGAGAGGGAAUCUUCCAUUAGGCAGCUUGAGGCAGAUAUUAUGGACAUCAAUGAAAUUUUUAAAGAUCUAGGAAUGAUGAUCCAUGAACAAGGGGAUGUGAUAGACAGCAUCGAAGCCAACGUGGAAAAUGCAGAGGUUCACGUGCAGCAAGCGAACCAGCAGCUGUCGAGAGCAGCAAACUACCAGCAAAGGUCCCGAAAGAAGAUGUGCAUCCUCAUUGUUAUCCUUGUUGUUGGGUUAUCUCUCCUUGGAAUCGUCAUAUGGUUACUCAGCAAAUAAGCCUCUGGAGAAAGCGUUGUCACUGGUAUUUAAAUUAUGGAAGGAAAUUCCUGGUCAUGGUUUGCUCAUUGUGAAGCUGAGUCAAAUAACCCUUCUGUACUUCAUCACACUUAUUUUUAUUUUUUAGAAGACUUUUUUUGUUUUAACCUGAGAAGUACCAUUCUCAGUACUACCACCAGUGUAACCGCCCGCCCUCUUGGAUGUGAGCGCUGUCUUACCAGAAAAUAAACAGUUUAAAUAAUAAACUGUUCUGUCAACUUAAACGUAAAAACCUCUUAAGGUUUGGGGGGGGCGCUAAUCAAAAUCCAGAUAAUUUGUUUUGGAAGGGGUGGGUAAUUAUCUUUUGGGAUAUUGCUAAACGUUGCUGCCAAAACGAACUCCUGAAUUGUUGCUUGAGGCGACAGAUUCCCAUCUCAGCGUUUAUUUUUUUGAAGUUAGAAAUGUUUUUGGUGUCUCUUUCCCUUCCAUCCCACCCGCCUGCCCAUUUGAGAUGGGUGGUUCAGAAAUGAAACGUAGGUUGCUGAAGUUACUUUUAAAAAAAACCUGAAGCUUUUGAAUCAAGCCUUCGGUUCGCCUGAAAUCUUUUAAUGCUUCGUGUAUCUCUGUACCUGGCGUUGAGUCCGGUUACGCCUGGAAGGCUCCUGCCAAAGGUAAUUUGGGUGGAUGACGUAAUUAACGUGGAUUUCUGUUUGUUUUCAGUUCUUGCAUUAAGAAAUACUGUGUUUUAUGUGCACACGUCUGGUAUCUUUUGAGUCCCAAACGUGCGUCGAUGAGCUUGGCUGGAUGAAAAUAAGCUCUACUCUGUGAAUUCUGAAAUUUACUGGGAAGAAGAAUUAAUUCCCAACUUCCUAACUGCACUUGAAUGUCUCUGUUCCGAAACUGCUGUGAUUCAGUUUCCAUGAACAGAUCCAAAGCUGUACGUGAGGUCUCUCCUACAGCCAGGGAAAAAGAAGAUUUUACAAGUGAAAUUCCAAGUUCAACAGUGGGUAUUUGAGAUCCAGUUGAAAUCGGUUGAACUGAUUCAAACUGUUGAAGAGGUUCGAUGCUUAUCGCCUUUAAAAUGACCUUUUUUCCUUUUGUGCCAUUUUGUACUAAUAUAUUAAAAAAAAAAUAUGUAACAGCACCUUUUUUUUGCCAAUUAAUCUAUUUGCCUUUUUAAUUGAUCUUGGUGAACUAAUCCGAAAAGUGUACAGAUGAAAAAGUCACUUAAUCUGUAUUUUAUAGAGUUCUUGUACACCAGACUGAUAGAGAAAGCACUGUUUACCUCGUGAGCUAUGAAGUAUUAUUUGGGAACGAUCUAACUGUAAAGCAUAAAUAGACUUCAAAAUUGUAACUGUGCAGCCAAAAUAAAGGUCUUUUAAAGAGUA